Messenger RNA from Prunus avium (sweet cherry), 759 nucleotides. RefSeq names its product ribulose bisphosphate carboxylase small subunit, chloroplastic. The record is from RefSeq and is a predicted model, not a curated record. NCBI's taxonomy places the organism in Eukaryota, Viridiplantae, Streptophyta, Magnoliopsida, Rosales, Rosaceae.
UUUCCUAUAUAUACACAGACGACGAACAAACAUGAUCAAGCCUUCAUAUAUCAAACAAGAAACAGAGGAAAAUGGCUUCCUCCAUGGUUUCAUCAGCAGCUGUAGUUCACCGGACCAGCUCCCCUGCUCAGGCCAGCAUGGUUGCGCCUUUCACUGGGCUCAAGUCAGCCUCUGCCUUCCCUGUCACCCGCAAGGCCAACAAUGAUAUUACCUCUAUCUCCAGCAAUGGUGGAAGAGUUCAGUGCAUGCAGGUGUGGCCUACAAUUGGAUUGAAGAAGUUCGAGACUCUCUCUUACCUUCCUCCCCUAUCUGCCGAGUCAUUGGCCAAGGAAGUAGAUUAUCUUCUCCGCAACAACUGGGUUCCCACCUUGGAAUUUGAGUUGGGGAACCCUUUCGUUCACCGUGAGAACGGCAAUUCCCCAGGGUACUAUGAUGGCCGUUACUGGACAAUGUGGAAGCUUCCCUUGUUCGGUUGCACUGAUUCUUCUCAGGUGUUGAAGGAGCUUGACGAGGCCAGUACCACUUACCCCAAUGCAUUCAUCAGGAUCAUCGGAUUCGACAACGUCCGCCAGACACAGUGCGUUAGUUUCAUCGCUUACAAGCCCCCUGGUUUCCAAGUUUGAGGCUACCCUAGCUAUCCGGCUUUACUUCAAUUUUACUUUCAAUUCGUUUUCUUGCUUCCCUUUUUUUCCUUUUGACUCUGUAAUUUCUCUUCUUGUAAACCUCCGUUUAAUCUGUGAAUUGAUUUAGAUGUGAACA